This is a messenger RNA of Penicillium robsamsonii, 489 nucleotides long. RefSeq lists its product as uncharacterized. The record is from RefSeq and is a predicted model, not a curated record. Bases 1 to 489 code for a protein of 162 amino acids. Lineage: Eukaryota; Fungi; Ascomycota; Eurotiomycetes; Eurotiales; Aspergillaceae. The transcript has a single exon.
AUGCAUCUUGCCAGCACUAUCUACAUCGCCUGUGCUUGGGCUAUUGGAGCACAGGGGCUCGUUGUACACUCUCGUGGGGAAGCCGAUGAAGCAUGGAACAUCAACAAGCGCGCCGAGGCUGACGAGGCCUGGAAUAUCAACAAGCGCGCCGAGGCCGAUGAGGCCUGGAAUAUCAACAAGCGCGCCGAGGCCGAUGAGGCCUGGAAUAUCAACAAGCGCGCCGAGGCCGAUGAGGCCUGGAAUAUCAACAAGCGCGCCGAAGCUGACGAGGCUUGGAAUAUCAACAAGCGCGCCGAGGCCGAUGAGGCCUGGAAUAUCAACAAGCGCGCCGAGGCCGAUGAGGCCUGGAAUAUCAACAAGCGCGCCGAAGCUGACGAGGCCUGGAAUAUCAACAAGCGCGCGGAGGCCGAUGAGGCUUGGAAUAUCAACAAGCGCAUCGAAGCUGAUGAGGCCUGGAAUAUCAGUCAGUAUAUCUACUCAAUCCCUUGA